UGUGAAGCGGAACCUGCCGACCCCCCCCGGGCGGGUCAGCCCUGCUCCGAGCCCCGCAGCCAGCAGCGCAGCCAGCAGUGCAGCCUCUCCGGCGGAGCCGGGGCCGCGGGGGCAGCGCCCGCCCGUGAGGGGAAGGGGCCGCGCCCGCCGUCACGUGACCGCGCGCCGCCGGGUCGCCCGGCAACGGCCCCGCGGCCUGGGAAGAUGGCGGCGGCGGGGCGGCGGCGGCGCGGUGCCCCAAAUAAUUGGAAAGAAAAGGAUGUUUUAGAUGAGUAUUUCCUUCAAAAAGAAAGAGAUCUUCGUCAGGUCAUUGUACUGCCAAAAGCACAAUGGGAGAGGAUUCAGGGCAGCAUUAGAGAAGCACCACACACUGCUGAGAAGAAACAACAGGCAGAAGUGGAAUUGGACUCCAAAGCUGCUGAAAAAGAAGACCAGCGCAAUGCCACUCUGAACCUGAUAAAACAGAAACUUCAAGCCAAAAAAUUACGUGAAGAAAAGGAAGAGGAAGAAAGAAAGUUACUUGAUUUGGAAGAAGCAAAGUUCCAAGCAGCAAAACGGAAGGAGGUUAUUGAUCGUGCAAAAACCUACCUAUCUUACCAGGACGACAGAAUGAGACAGUUCCAUAGUGCACUUCUACUUACUAAGGUCCUAAAAGAAAGAGAUGCUCAAGUUGAAUUUCUAAAGUCAAUAUUCGUUGAUAACAAAAAGAAGGACUAUGAAGAAGAGCAACGUAAAUUUAAAGAAUACAUUCUCAGUGAGCAAGAAAAAGCACAUCAGCAUUAUAUGAAUAAACAGGCACUAUGCAAAGAUCAGUUACAACAAAUAAAGGAGCGCGAGCAUCAGGCAGAUCUGGCCAAAGAGGAAAAAAAAAGGGAAGAGGAAGAAAUUCAGAGAUCAAUCGAACUGUACCAACUGGAAACCCAGAGAAAAAAAGAAAAGGAACACGAGGAAAAAAUGGAACGCCGGAAGCUGUAUCAUGCAUAUAUAAAUGACCAGAAAAUAAUCAAAGCAAUAGAGGAACAAAACCGAAUGGAAGAAGAUGAGAGGAUCAAAGCUCAUUUUAAAGCAAAGGAAAUUAUUGCCCAGAUGAGAAAAAAGAAAGAAGCUGAAAUGCGUAGACAAGUACAGGAACAACGGGACAAAAUCAUUAGUCGAUUAGCUGAACAAAUGAGUGAGACAUUAAGGAAGGAAGACGAUCGACUGGCUAGAGAUGUUGCAAGAAUAGAAGCUGAAGAAGAAAAAAAACGCAAAGAGAAAGAAGCAAAACAAAAGGCUGCCAUUGAAUCUAUUGCUGAACACAGAGCCACUGUGAUGAAGUUGAAAGAGGAAAAGGAGAGACAGGAGAAAGAAGAGGCUGAAAAAGAACGUGAUAGGUUAAUGGAAAAAGCACGCAUCCACCUGGAAAUGGAAAACAACAAAAAACAUGGACGAGAUGAGGCAAACAGAGAAGUACAGAAAAUUCAGCUCCAGCAAAUGGCUGAAAAGCAGGCAAGAAAAGAGCAGGAAAAGCAAGCAGACUUGGACUACAAUGCUCAGAGAGAGGCUAUUGCACUUUAUAAAGAGGAAGAGUUUCAGAAAUAUGCAAAGGAAUUAAUCGAAACAGAAUCUAAGACGACACAGCAUCUUUAUCCUCUUCUCAAAGCAUGUGAAAAUGGAAGAGGACUGCGACAUAGGCCAUUUUUCUGAGAGAAGAAGAAAUAGAUACUAGUUUCCAAACAUAUAAUUCUAUGUUGGGACCCAGUUACCUUGUUGUAGCUGUAGUGCUGCUCAAGAAACAAAAAUAUGAAGCAAUGUUUUUGUUUAAAAAAGUUUUUUAAACUGUCCACCAAGGAAAGGCAGAAGCCAUUUUCAAGUUAAAUAAAUAUGUUUUUCAACCAUACAGGCAGAGUUAAACUGUAAAUUAUUUAUAUCAAGUAUAUACCAUGAAUCUAGAUUUCCACUUGAAAAGUAAAAGAUUGCCAUAGAAGUGGUUAUAUUCAAACAUCCCCAGCCUGUAUUUCAUGAAUGUUAGUUUAUAAAACUUUAGACAGGAAUUCAUAUUAUAUAACUGACUGUCACUGUAAGCCAUUCCUGCCAAAAGCUCACUACUUCCGUUAUAUUUUUAAUAUUCAUUGUUCUAAAAAUUCACUGUCCCACGUUACAACUACAGGGGACAAAAAAAAAAGAGAAUACAUGUGAAAGUUAGAACAGUUAGGGUGUGCAGUUUUGGUAGUAUUUUGCAAGUAUGUCUGAAAAACAAAUGUCAUGCUAAAAAUCAGUUUUAUAACAUGAAAAUAUUAAUGUAAAUUGAUCCAAGCCCUUAAGAAGUCACCAAAGAGACAAAUAGGUCCCAAUACAGCUGUAAAUAGGGCCUACAAAAUCAGUACAUCUGCAAGAGACAACAUAAUUGGGCUGUUCCUUCAAAAAUACUUACAGCAAUUCAGGCUGUAAAUAGAUAUGAUCUAUUAAAUAGCUAAAUAGAUGUGAUCUAAAAUUGUCUUUUAGAUUCCUCAGCAAUUUUACUCACCAACACCCAAG
Serinus canaria (Common canary) is the source of this 2517-nucleotide messenger RNA. It is a transcript of the gene CFAP210, whose product is annotated as cilia and flagella associated protein 210. The record is from RefSeq and is a predicted model, not a curated record. The coding region runs from base 205 to 1686 and encodes 493 amino acids. NCBI's taxonomy places the organism in Eukaryota, Metazoa, Chordata, Aves, Passeriformes, Fringillidae. The transcript has 9 exons.